Tripterygium wilfordii is the source of this 639-nucleotide messenger RNA. RefSeq lists its product as uncharacterized. The coding region runs from base 19 to 489 and encodes 156 amino acids. The record is from RefSeq and is a predicted model, not a curated record. Lineage: Eukaryota; Viridiplantae; Streptophyta; Magnoliopsida; Celastrales; Celastraceae. The transcript has 3 exons.
UCAAUUCUGCCACCUAUAAUGUCACCUGCCCAGUUUUAUCCCGAGAUGUGGGUGCCGCCUCCAUCAUCUCCUCUCUUCCCAACGACCCAUAACACUCCUAACAUGCCCCAUAACCCACCUGCACCCACCUCCGACACCCAGACGAUAGACAAUCAAGCUGCUGGUUGCUCCUUGUCACAGCAAAUUCCAUCGACUGUUCCUGUGUCUGACCAAACAUUUAUACGACCAUAUCUUGACUCAGGAUUCGAGCCUUCUGACGUUCACAGGGUGAUGACUACGAUUAUUAAGAGCAAGUUUGAUUAUUACGCGAACACAUGGAAGGAAGUUCCUGAUGAGAUGAAGGGCAUUUAUUUUCAAGAGUUCAAGAAGAGAUAUAGGUGGGACCCUGCCGAUGAUCAUGGAGUAAUGAAAGCAUGGAAUAAAAAGAAUGGAGGAUUAAUGCGGGGAAUGAUGGAGAAGGUUCGACAAAAGAAAGAUAAAGGUGAAUAGAUUAAAAAGGAAGUUAGAGAUGAGCUUGAAAAGCUUUGUGCGCAACCAGCUUAUAUGGCAAAAAGGGAUAAGGCAAAGAAAAAUCGAGCGUCUGAAAUUGGAGGGUGCACUAAUACUGGUGGCUCUAUUCGCCAUUGUAACUAUAUUAAG